CUAAUAUGAAAGAAAAUUGCCUGAUCUAGAUUUUGUUGUUGCAAAAUUUAGAUUUCAGUAAUAUAUAUAAAAUGUAAGACACAGAUGAUAGAAAUGUCAACCACAGAAAUAUAUCGAAUUGUAGUUUUAGUAGGUUUGGGUAUAAGACAGCAUAGAAUAUUUAAUGAAAGAAUAAAGCAUGAGAGUUAAAGUCCCAUGUAAGGAACAAAGUUAUAUUAAGACAAUUUAGUGAUACAUAGUUUAAUGGUACUUGGACUACUGGAGAAAACUGAGUGGGAGAUGCACUUAGAUACAACUUGCUCUGGAGAAGAGGUUAGAAGAAAGAACUAGAGCAUGUGGAAGUCAAGUGGCCCAAGAAACUUUGUAUUUGUGGACAGAAUAAUAGGAAGAUCUGAUUACCAGUCUUAAUGAUGAUGUAUUAAAUUACUGACAAUUUUAGCAAGGGUUCUGACAUUUUGGCAUCUCUGUUCUUGAAUUCAUUUGUGAAAGAAUUCCCAUCCCCAGAGGUCAGAUACCUUAAAACCUGUGCAAGAUUUGUGGUGACUGAAAGCAAGAGAAAAAUAUUUUAAACUUGCUCUGCAUUUUUAGUUGCAUUGUAGAAAUUAAGUUUUCUGCACACAAGCAUAUGGGUCUUCAUGUUAUAUCUGUGUUGCAUUAUCUAUGAUUCAUGGCAUAUAUCAGGAUUAAGAAAUAAAAGUUCAGUUCAUCUGCUAUAGGAAGCCUUUGUACUGCUUUCGUGGAACCUAUUCCAGUGACUACCUACUCAAGAUGGUAGUCCUCCCUCCCAGCUGUGUAGGAAAAAAAAAGGCAGGUGAAGUCAGUUGUUGCCACAAAUCCUUGUUCUCUGUCUUCCAGGUUGCUUUGAGGUCCUUCACCAAAGAAUGAAACCAAGUAUUAUCUGAAUAGUACUUAACCUCUUAAGAUGUGAUCCUAGGCCAUUUGAGCAUUUUGGGCAUCAUGUCCAAGGCUGCUCAGGUAGCUUGUUUACUGUCAUAUCUACUGGAGUGCAGAGUACCUGACAGAUCCCAGUACCCCUUACCCUGUAUUGCUGGGUGGGCUGUUGUCCUAAUGAAGAUCUGUUUUUCCCACAAGGUUUCCUCAGUGGAAGAAUUUAUGUUUCCUGUGCAAAAAUGACUUGAUUCUAUGUGAACAUAAUGGUGCGUGUUUCAAUUUGGUUUGAAUACUUUUUGUGUUUCACUUAAGCUUUGCUUGUCAUGACUUUUGGAGCUGGAAGAAGGAUAAUGUCAGUCUGGCAGGCCACUGAUGAUCUGGGCUAAUGGAGACAUCUGAGUGUGUAGGCAUUGUGUUGCUGUCCAGCCUGGUACCAGUUUGAUAGUACUUGUACAGGUAUAGAGGAAGGGAGAUGUAUGGUGGCUACUGGUUUCUGACUUUUCAGCUGCUUGACUUCUUUAUAUGGUGUUGGGGAUGUCAUUUUUUGAGAUAGCUAGCAGUAUACUUGGGGGUUUAAGGGGUAAGGAGAUCUAGUCAUACAACUUUUCUCGUGUCUAAUCUGCAUUUGAGCUAAAAGUUCUUUAUGCAAGAACAAAAACUCGUUUUUGGAGGGAGGAAAUAGAGGGGAUUCAUCCUGCCAUUUGAAGGGUAGGGCUGUGAUGGAGAUACCGACUUCAUGCCCUGUGGGUCUUAAGCUGUGCCCUCUGAUGGAAUGUCUGAUGGGGUGCAUUUUUGGUCUAACCAUCUCUCCAGUUCACUAGUGAGCUUUGAGCAAGGAGUACUGCCUUGAAAAGCUAGCACAAGAAAACUGUUCCUCCAACCUUGUCUUCCUUAUCGUGGAAGAUUAAUCCUGUCAUCCAUUGUUGGGCUCUCUGUUGCAGUGAGGAAAGUUGAGUUCAUGAGGGACAAAACUGUGUUGUCCUUCAGGAAGGUGCGCCAGAGACUAAAUGGAGUCAUGCAUGGCCUUGAAGUUGGUACAUGGUUUCUUGAUUAGGAAGUGCCUAUUUUCCAUACUUGUGGUUUUUUUGGAUUUGUGUACCUCUUCAGUCAGACUAACCUGGUUUGCUUCCUGUUCCUCUCUGUUAAAACAUCAGCUUUUGAAAUUGUCAGUGGGGAAGAAGGGUGCAACUGCAGUAUGAAAAGGGGGAAAGUUUUGCAUGACCCAGCUAGAAUACUGAGCUAAAUGCUAGAAAAUUGAAGUAGGCGUCCUAGCCAGUUCAAGUGGAUGUUGACUUUGAAACCCUUGAACCUAUAGAGUUGCUAUAUUUGAAGAGUCUUCAAACUGUCUCCUUUCACCUCACUGAAUCUUCUGUUUUCAUGUGUUAGUAGGCUUGAGAGGACUGCAGAUGUCUAAGACUGAAGGGGAGUGUCUGCAAUAAGAUGCAGUUAUGUCUUGAAGAACGCAUAUGCAUUUUGACAGAGCUGUAUUGCCUUGGAGAGUGUUUAGCUAGAAGGCUUGAGAGAGCUAACACAGGUGACUGGGACAGCAAAUAAGAGCAGUAAACAUAGUUGGCAAGAUUUUGUGGCUGGUAGAGCGCAGUUGAAAAAUUGUCCCUGUUAAAAAUCAGUCUUACCUAAAGUAUUGGUUAAGUAUUGGAAUUGUUCACAGCUUAUUUGAGAUGUGAAUAGCUGUUUGUGUGAUCCAGUCAUCGUUUUGGUAAAACUUUUUCUGAGCUUCAAUACUGACUGUGUUCAAACGGUGCUAACUUGACAUUUAAUAUAACCAAAGUAAUCACUUUGCUUAGCUGGCUUUGAACUUUUUUUUAUAUGAAAGAGGGCAAUGAAAAGAGAGUGUAAUUUUUUUCUGAGUUUUGGGAGUUUUUUUCUUGUAUAUGAGCUAAUUAGUAAUGCACAUUGGUGCUCUCUUGCUCAGAGAAUUAGUUAUGUUGGUGGAAGUGGUUGUGUCUAAAUUAACCUGAAUAUUUAGGAACAUAAAAAUGAUUAUAGUUUGUUGGAGUCUCACUUGAACUGAUCCCUUAAUGCAAUGGAGGUGCUUGUUUUCUUUGCAGAAGACUUCUGAGUUGAUCUUUUUAAUAUGGUUUCUAGGAUAAUUUAAGUUACCCAACUGCUAGGAUAAUCAGUCAUUUCUGUAAGAAGAGAUCCUUUGUUUCUGUAGAUUAGUCCAUUGCCAGGUAAUGCCCUUGCCUUGUUGUACAUGCAUUAUUUUUUCAGGACCCCUUGCAAGUGUUUGUUGGCUUUGUUCCUGAUGCGUACUAGCUUUAGAGUAUCCUAAUACUCUUUAAGUAUUUUGCAGGAAUGUUAAGAGUUUCUAGAAACACUUCAUACUGAGUGAAGACUUUCUUUUAAUCUAUGUAUACAUUUUUAGUAUUCCUACGAAUAUUUGCAUUUGAUAAAUAAUUUGCACUUUCCUGCUUUUGUCCUUUUAGCAUGGUCACCAGGCACUAUUAAGCUCUUUCAUGCCUUUACUAAUUGCUGUUUCUUGUUCAACUGUCCACAGUUUUUCAGUUGUCUUCUCACUGCUUACCUGGAAUAGGCAAGUCUGCUUUGGCUGUCUCUUCAUUUCUGCUGAAAGCUUCUGUAGAUUAAUUUCCGCAGCAGCAAUCACAAGGCAGGUAAUUGCUGCCAUGGAAACACAACUGUCUAAUGGACCAACUUGUAAUAACACAGCCCAUGGUUCAACUACCAUAAACAAUUGCUCAUCACCAGUUGAUUCUGGGAACACAGAAGACAGCAAGACCAAUUUAAUAGUCAACUACCUUCCACAAAACAUGACACAGGAGGAACUAAAAAGUCUGUUUGGCAGCAUUGGGGAGAUAGAAUCCUGCAAGCUUGUCAGGGACAAAAUAACAGGCCAGAGCUUGGGUUAUGGUUUUGUGAACUAUGUUGACCCCAAGGAUGCUGAAAAAGCUAUCAAUACCCUGAAUGGAUUGAGACUUCAGACUAAGACUAUAAAGGUUUCUUAUGCACGACCAAGUUCAGCUUCUAUCAGAGAUGCAAAUUUGUAUGUUAGCGGACUUCCAAAAACAAUGACCCAGAAAGAACUGGAACAGCUCUUUUCCCAGUAUGGACGUAUUAUUACUUCUCGUAUUCUAGUCGACCAAGUCACUGGGAUGUCACGGGGCGUGGGGUUUAUCCGGUUUGACAAGCGAAUCGAAGCAGAAGAAGCUAUCAAGGGCUUGAAUGGCCAGAAACCUCCAGGUGCCACAGAGCCCAUCACUGUAAAGUUUGCUAACAAUCCAAGCCAAAAAACCAAUCAGGCCAUUCUUUCCCAGCUGUACCAUUCUCCAAACAGAAGGUAUCCCGCCCCCCUAGCUCAGCAGACUCAACGUUUUAGGUUGGACAAUCUGCUCAACAUAGCUUAUGGAGUAAAGAGGUUUCCUCCAAUGACCAUUGAUGGAAUGACCAGUUUGGCCGGAAUUAAUAUCCCUGGACAUGCAGGAACUGGAUGGUGCAUUUUUGUGUACAACUUGGCCCCUGAUGCUGAUGAGAGUAUCCUCUGGCAAAUGUUUGGACCCUUUGGAGCAGUAACCAAUGUGAAGGUCAUCCGUGACUUUAACACCAACAAGUGCAAAGGUUUUGGAUUUGUGACUAUGACAAACUAUGACGAGGCAGCUAUGGCAAUAGCCAGCCUGAACGGAUACCGCCUUGGUGACAGAGUAUUGCAGGUCUCCUUCAAAACAAACAAAACGCACAAAGCCUAACAAGUUAUUUUCAGUGCAUUAAUACAUGAAAACUAUACAACAAAGGCGAUUUACAAGAAGCUUUAUGCAUUAGUAAAUGCCUUUGUUGUAUGCCAGUGUGGAUAUGGGGAUAAAAUGACUACUUAGCAUCCUAAGAAUAUGUGAGAUUUUUUUAUUGCUAAUAUUUGAAUUAGAACUUCUUAACUAUCUUUUGUGUUUGAGUAUUGACAAGAGGUGCAGGGUUUUUGCCUGUCACAAUGCGUAUUCUAUUGCCUUCUUUGAAGAAGGUCGACCUUUUGAAAUGUUUCAAAGGGAAGAAGUUUUUUUUUUCUUUAUACAUGACUGCCUUUAACCUAUGAGUAAAUAUCAAGGCUUUGUGUAAUGCUAUAAUUUUUCUUUUAUCAUUUCUUGAUUUGCUUUGUGUUCAAUUUACAUUUUAAUGUGUUAUUGUUUUGUUUUGUUGUUUAAGAAAAAUAUCUGAAGUUUACAUUUUAUUUAUAAAGUUGUGAGCAGUAUUUAUUUCAUCGUCUUCAUUUGGGUUGGGGAAUGGGAACACAUUAUAAAAGCUUAUUGUAAGAAUAUUGAAGAACUUUUCAUAAAGCAGUACCUUGCCAAAGAGAUAAGAGCCUCUUUGAUGUGGGUUUAAAAAAGCAUCUAUUUUUGUAAAAAAAAUAAAAAAUUUGGAGAAACUUUUUACAGGUCCUGGAACAAAUAUUUUGACUUGAAUACUUUGAGAAAUCUCUUCAUAUGACACCUAGUGAGCUUUUAAAACUUACCAGGAAAUUUGCAGUUGUUGGGAGAAAAUUUAGAAAGAUUUAUGAUGUAGAACCACUUUUGAGACCUUUGUAUUAAGAAGUAAAGUCAAUGGAAUACACUGUUGGUUUCAUUUUUUGCAAUCAUCAGUGGAGUCAUUGAUCAUCCUGGUUAUUAAGUGAUAGGUGGCUCACUUUAAUUUGUGAUUUUGAAGCAAAUGAAAAUUUAAAAAAAGAAUAUACAAGCAAGCAGAAAACUUAGAACACUGAGAUAUGGGGGAAAAAAAAAUCUGUUCUUCCUAAAGAAUUCCCUUCAGAUAGAGCUCAUGGUGUUUAGUGAUGUACUUGCUAUUGUUUGAAGAAUUGUUUUGUCUUAAGAAAAGACACUGAGCAUGGUUCGUGCAGUAGCAAAUCAGCAGAAGUGGCCUGAGUUGGAUACAUUAGGAGGUAUUUUGAAAGUUAUGUUCAAGGCUAACACCUGAGCUUUGUGUAAUGUAAAUAAGACUUAAGUUAUGAACCUUUCAGCUAAUUUUGAUUAUAGGGUUUUUUUUAAGUUACAUGCCAAGUGAUGUUCAAUUUUGAAUGUUUUUGUAUAAGUUUUUUCUUUGUAAAUGGCAUUAACAUUGUUACUUGAGGUCUGCUUCUUUUUUUUCUUUUUUCUUUUUUUUUUUUUGUCCUGAGGACUUGAAUUUACAGUGCAUCAGAUCUGUUGCUAUUUUUGUCUGUAGAUAGUCUAGCUUCAGCUGUUUAUGGUGAUGCAACUUUUUUGUUUAUAAAUAUGUUUGUGGUAAAAAAAAACAAGUAUAAACAUACGUUUUGAGCAAAUUUCCUUACAUUUUUCAUAUGAAAACCAUAAAUACCUGUAUGCUAUUGAAGUUUAACUUUGUAUGAUGCUUAAAUCACUAUUUGGGGAAAUAGAAAAAGUCUUUACCAUGUAUUGAAGAAAUUUAAAGAAAACAAAUACAGAAUAUUUUCUGAUUAGCAUCUAGCUUAUAAUUAAAUUUUUUAAAAAAAGCUGAGGGUUUGAUGCCUUCACCAGGAUGCACUGACAACUAUGUAGUUACGUCCUGCUUUUUGUAUAAACUGAGAUGCUCAUAUGCUUCCCCUUA
This is a messenger RNA of Catharus ustulatus (Swainson's thrush), 6453 nucleotides long. RefSeq names its product ELAV like RNA binding protein 2 (gene ELAVL2). Gene Ontology annotation, cellular component: ribonucleoprotein complex. Gene Ontology annotation, molecular function: RNA binding. The transcript has 7 exons. The record is from RefSeq and is a predicted model, not a curated record. The coding region runs from base 3369 to 4613 and encodes 414 amino acids. NCBI's taxonomy places the organism in Eukaryota, Metazoa, Chordata, Aves, Passeriformes, Turdidae.